AUGCAGAGCCCAAUACCCGUGUCGACGACAACGGACACAUCUUCGCUGGCAGAUGUGCUAGCAUCGUCUUCAAAGACGCCCCCAGCAUCACUCACGACGCCCCUCUCUCAAGAAUAUCUAUCACGUCUUACCACCCUUCCUCUGACCGACCUAUUGGUAGAGCCCACGGCACUACAAACGCAAUCACAUCAUCUCACCUCCAGCAUCACCUCCUUGACACACACCUCUUACCCAACAUUCCUUUCUUUGCAUCGGACCACUACCGCCCUCACAACCUCUCUGGACUCCCUCUCUUCCUCCCUUGAUGCAUUGUUAAAUACUAGUCUGCCAGCUUUGGAAGAGACUGCUGCGGGUUGGAAGGAGCGAACGGACGCAGUACUGAAGGAACGGGGAAAAGCAAAGGUGGUGCUAGAGCAGCACGAGAAGAUAAGGGAACUCCUCGAAAUUCCCCUCCUGAUUGACGCAUGUGUCAGAAAUGGGUACUUCAGCGAGGCCCUCUCGCUAGCAUCCCAUGCUAAAGCUCCGGGCUCGUCUUCAGACAAAUCACUCAUCCUACGGUCGAUUCUAUCAGAAGUGCAUCACUCUGUCUUGCAAAUGCUGCUAUCUCUCAUAGCCACGCUCUACGAGCCAAAUCGUAAACUCCCUGCAUUAUGGAAGGCCGUCAAUUUUCUCCGUAAAAUGGAUGCUUUCACUCCACAGUCACCCUUCGCGUCCCCAUCUUCCGGGAAUGACAUCAACCGACUGACUAAAGACGGGGAGCUAGAAGAAAGGGAGAAAGAAGACCUAGCGCGCUACUUGAAAAAGUACAUUGAUAUUUGGCGCGAAGGCGUAUACGACAUCAUCACACAGUACUCGACGAUCUUCCUUGAGCGCUCCUCUUCUUCGAAUUUGAAUUCACAGCACCUCGCUACAACUUACGCAUCUCGUGCACUCACAACGCACCUCCUACUCAUGCUCUCCCCCUCUCUUCCCCUCUUGUCACUAUCCCUCCUCCCAUCACUACUCACCCAGCUCACAUACUGCUCAACUGCAUUCGCACGGGUUGGCCUCGACUUUCGUGGGAUCCUAUCCCUCUUGUUCGGGCACGCCGUGACAGAAGUGGUCGGUCAUGACCUGAGAACAGCCGGUGACAACACAACGCGGACACUCAGCCCGAAUGAUCGGGAUCGUACGACGCCCAUACCGCCCUCCAAGUGGCUCAUCACACCUUCUCUGCUUUCCUCGCCCCCUGCUCCGUCACUCCCCUCUGGGCCACCGCAUAUACCACCGCAGGUACUGACGUCCUACCCACCCCUCGCAGAGCACACCAACGCCAUUCUAGGGGUACUCAAUUCCCUGAGACUCCUCGCUCCUCAGAGCAUACUCCCCGAACUCCUAAGCAGUCUGGACGACGUGCUGACGGAGGGCGGGGACGUUCUGAUGAAGUACAUUAAAUCCUUAUGUUCGAGCUACCGCGGAACAGGUAGUGACGACCAGGAAACGAGGAGAGAGCAAGAGAAGAAAGCGGCGAGGGCGGCUGGGGAGAUGUACUUUGCGGUGUUUGUGCCGUUUUUGAGAAGGGCGCUGGUGGAGGGGGUGUAUGGAGGGAAGGUGGAGGAUUUGGAUGGGGAGUUGGGAGGGAAAGUUGCGGGAGUUGUGAAAAGAUGGGAGGAUUGGGUUCAGGAGGAACGUGAACAGGGCAAUACAUAA
Laccaria bicolor S238N-H82 is the source of this 1689-nucleotide messenger RNA. RefSeq lists its product as uncharacterized. The coding region runs from base 1 to 1689 and encodes 562 amino acids. The transcript has 4 exons. Gene Ontology annotation, biological process: intra-Golgi vesicle-mediated transport. Lineage: Eukaryota; Fungi; Basidiomycota; Agaricomycetes; Agaricales; Hydnangiaceae. Gene Ontology annotation, cellular component: COG complex. The record is from RefSeq and is a predicted model, not a curated record.